This is a messenger RNA of Propithecus coquereli (Coquerel's sifaka), 1828 nucleotides long. RefSeq names its product GA-binding protein alpha chain-like. Gene Ontology annotation, cellular component: nucleus. Gene Ontology annotation, molecular function: sequence-specific DNA binding; DNA-binding transcription factor activity, RNA polymerase II-specific. The record is from RefSeq and is a predicted model, not a curated record. The transcript has a single exon. NCBI's taxonomy places the organism in Eukaryota, Metazoa, Chordata, Mammalia, Primates, Indriidae. Gene Ontology annotation, biological process: cell differentiation; regulation of transcription by RNA polymerase II.
CGGACAGGAAGCCUCUCGGAGAUAGUCUGCGACUGGACAGCUCUAGGUGAGACAGAAGCCAAAGAGGAGGAGGAAGUGGAGGAACUUUGGUCUUUUGAAAUACUUCAACCAUGACUAAAAGAGAAGCAGAGGAGCAGAUAGAAAUUGAGAUUGAUGGAACAGAGAAACCGGAGUGCACAGAAGAAAGCAUUGUAGAACAAACCUAUGAUCCAGCUGAAUGUGUAAGCCAGGCCAUAGACAUCAAUGAACCAAUAGGCAAUUUAAAGAAACUACUAGAACCAAGACUACAGUGUUCUUUGGAUGCUCAUGAAAUUUGCCUGCAAGAUAUCCAGCUGGAUCCAGAAAGAAGUUUAUUUGACCAAGGAAUAAAGACAGAUGGAACCGUACAGCUUAGUGUACAGGUAAUUUCUUACCAAGGAAUUGAGCCAAAGCUAAACAUCCUUGAAAUUGUUAAACCUGCGGACACCGUUGAAGUAGUUAUUGAUCCAGAUGCCCACCAUGCUGAAUCAGAAGCACAUCUUGUUGAGGAAGCUCAAGUCAUAACUCUUGAUGGCACAAAACACAUCACAACCAUUUCAGAUGAAACCUCAGAACAAGUGACAAGAUGGGCUGCUGCACUGGAAGGUUAUAGGAAAGAACAAGAACGCCUUGGGAUACCCUAUGAUCCCAUACAGUGGUCCACAGAUCAAGUCCUGCAUUGAGUGGUUUAGGUAAUGAAGGAAUUCAGCAUGACCGAUAUAGGCCUCACCACCCUCAACAUUUCUGGAAGAGAAUUAUGUAGUCUCAACCAAGAAGAUUUUUUUCAGUGGGUCCCUCGAGGGGAAAUUCUCUGGAGUCAUCUGGAGCUUCUUCGAAAAUAUGUAUUGGCAAGCCAAGAACAACAGAUGAAUGAAAUAGUUACAAUUGAUCAACCUGUGCAAAUUAUUCCAGCAUCAGUACAGUCUGCUACACCAAGUACAAUUAAAGUUAUAAAUAGCAGUACAAAGGCAACUAAAGUACAAAGAGCUCCAAGGAUCUCAGGAGAAGAUAGAAGCUCACCUGGGAACAGGACAGGAAACAAUGGCCAAAUCCAACUAUGGCAGUUUUUCCUAGAACUUCUUACUGACAAGGAUGCUCGAGACUGUAUUUCUUGGGUUGGCAAUGAAGGCGAGUUUAAGCUAAAUCAGCCUGAACUGGUUGCACAAAAAUGGGGACAACGUAAAAACAAACCUACAAUGAACUAUGAGAAACUCAGUCGUGCAUUAAGGUAUUAUUAUGAUGGGGACAUGAUUUGUAAAGUUCAAGGCAAGAGAUUUGUAUACAAGUUUGUCUGUGACUUGAAGACUCUUAUUGGAUACAGUGCAGCAGAGUUGAACCGUUUGGUCACAGAAUGUGAACAGAAGAAACUUGCAAAGAUGCAGCUCCAUGGAAUUGCCCAACCAGUCACAGCAGUAGCUUUAGCUACUGCUGCUCUGCAAACAGAAAAGGAUAAUUGAGCCCAGGACCUUCUGGGACUCCAAGGUCUUUCUUAAACAUUUAGAGCAAGUAUGGCUCUUACCUUUAUUACUGAAUUUAAAUUUUCUUUUAUUUCUAGACUGUACAAUCUGAUGCAUGAUUUUUUUAUAAAUAUUUCAUACUCUUGUGAAUUUGGAUCUUUUUACUUUGAGCAUAUGUUUUAGAAUAUGUGUAUGUUAAAGGAUCACCACAAUGUCUGCAGCGUGAAGGCAGGUUCAUUGUGGAAUAGUUUGUUAACAGUCAGGAAAGCUAAACUGGUCAGUAUUAAUGUCUAGCCCUACCAAAAAUAGCCAGUAGCAUUUGAAAAUGAAAAAUGAAGUAUCUCCAGGAAACA